This is a messenger RNA of Musa acuminata AAA Group (dessert banana), 1914 nucleotides long. RefSeq lists its product as uncharacterized. NCBI's taxonomy places the organism in Eukaryota, Viridiplantae, Streptophyta, Magnoliopsida, Zingiberales, Musaceae. The record is from RefSeq and is a predicted model, not a curated record. Gene Ontology annotation, molecular function: calcium ion binding. Gene Ontology annotation, cellular component: endoplasmic reticulum. The coding region runs from base 99 to 1178 and encodes 359 amino acids. The transcript is spliced from 7 exons.
CCAUGGCUUACUAUCCUCCGCGGUGAAAAUAGAUCUUCCAACACCCGCUUUCGCUCACCCACUCCUGUGCUUUUUUUCCUCCUUUCGAUCGAAGGUCGAUGGCGAAGCCGUCGGCCGCCACAAUACUAAUCUACGCCACCGCCGCUCUCCUCACCCUCCUGCUUCUCGCCUCCGUACCCCCGAGGACCCCCCGUCGCCACCGCCAGCAGCACCACCGCCGCCUCAAGCUCAGCCACAACACCUCCUCCGCCUCCUCCCACCAUCAGAUCCCCUUCGAUCCCAUCAUCGCAGACAUCGAGCGCCGACGCGAGGCCCGGCAGUGGGAAGGGGACCAUUUCCGCCUCCCUCAUCACGAGGAGUCCCAGCCGGAAUGGGACGACUUCUUCGACCCCAAGGACUACGUCGACGGCGAGGAUCGCUUCAACAUCACCCACCGCAUCGUCGUCCUCUUCCCCCGCAUCGACGUCGCCCCCGCCGAUGGGUUCGUCAGCUCGACGGAGCUUGCCGAGUGGAACCUCCAGCAGGCCGCCCAGCAGGCGAUCCACCGGUCCGGCCGCGAGCUGGAGCUCUGCGACAGCAACGGGGACGGAUUUGUCUCGUUUGAAGAGUAUCGACAAUCUGUUAAAGCUUCGCCUAUUGAUGAAACGGGAUGGUGGAAGGAGGAUCACUUCAAUGCCUCAGAUACUGAUGGAAAUGGACUUUUGAAUUUGACCGAAUUCAAUGACUUCCUACACCCUGCUGACAGUGGCAACCCAAAACUGAUCCAGUGGCUGUGCAAAGAAGAAAUAAGGCAAAAAGAUGGAGAUGAAGAUGGGAAGCUUAACUUCAAAGAAUACUUUGUUGGAUUAUUUGACUCGAUACGAGAUGAUGACAGGCCCUACAAUCAUUCUGCCACCUUAGGACAAGCAAAAAUGUUAUUUUCAAGGCUUGACCAGGACAAUGAUGGGUUCUUAUCGGGAGAUGACCUCGUUGGUGUGAUUGGUAAAAUUCACCAUUCUGAACGCUACUAUGCAAAACAACAAGCUGAUUAUGCACUUUCAGAGGCUGAUUCAGAUAGAGACAGCCAGCUAAGUUUGAAGGAGAUGAUAGAACACCCGUAUGUGUUCUAUAGUUCUAUCUUUAGUGAUGAUGAAGAUGAAGAGUUUGAUGAUUUCGAUUAUCAUGAUGAAUUCCGUUAAUGCUCCACAAGUUGCACACUGGGUUUCAAUGAGCAACAGCGAGUGAGUUCUUCGUUUCCGGCAAACGUGCUCUUGAAGAUCACCUGCUCGGCACUGGGCUCCUUUAAGUUGAUUACCAAAGAAGCGAUAUAUUUCCAUUUAUAUGGUGCACUUUAAAUGUCAAAAUUUUAAAUUCCACUUUUUGUUUUUCCUUGUCAACUAACUUUAUCUUUACAAACCGUUCAGCUCUUGGCACAUGAUUAUUUAUGGUCAGUGAGCCAUUCUCUGCAUGCUACCCAGUCAGUCUUGUUUCACUAUUACGAAUUUUGCAGCUGCUCCAGCCACUACCAGUAAAUGACAGCUAAGGGUGCCAAUCGCUAUCCUAGCUUUACUUUGUGGAACAGGUUGUCUGAUGCAGCCAAGCUCUCAGCCGAUUGAUGACUUGCUUCUCUUGAUGAUUGAUUCAUGGAUUAGACUGGUCCUUCUGCUACUCUACUUUUCUCUGAUGAAGUACAAUUUUCCAAGCAGCCAUCCUCUUAAGAGAUUGGUGGUGACUGUUCAAUCAGCCAAUUUGUUUUCAUCAUGUAAAUCAAUGCAUUCCCCCCUAGAAUGACAGCAAAGUUGAUGAAGAAAAAUUCUUGUGUUGUAGAGACUAUUACCAUACGAGUGUCUCCAAAAAAAUUUAUACUAGGAUUCAUGUACUGUGCAUAUUUGUGGAAACCUACGCUUGCACCAACUGAUCUCAUUCAUAGAGUAA